CAUCCCCAACUGCACCAUCUGCACAACCCAGCACUAUCUGCACACUAUACCCAGAUGCACCAUCUGCACAAUUGUAAACUGUCUGCACAUCAUCCCCAACUGCACCAUCUGCACAACCCAGGACUAUUUGUACUGUUCCCAAAUGCACCAUCUGCACAACCCAGCGCUAUUUGCACUGUUCUUAGCUGCACCAUCUGCACAACCCAGCAUUAUUUGCACACUAUUCCCAGCACAAUCCUAUACUUUUUGCACAUCAUUCCCAACUGCACCAUUUGUACGCCACUCCCAACCACACCACCUGCACAGCCUUCCCAUUCUACCAUCUGCACACCCCUGCUGAUUGCACAACCUGCUACUAGUCCCACCUGCACUGCACCAUCUGCAUCGCGUACCUUCUACAACACAUGCACUAGUUGAUAAUCGUACCACCUGCACUGCAAUUCCCUCUGCACCAUACGCACAUCUGCACCCCUGUUAGCACUCACCAUUAUUAUUCUCUAUCCCUGUUUUUCCAGCACCUAAUUGCACCUGCACUUGCACCAUCUGACAUUCAGUACUGUAACUAAGUUACUAAAUUUUACACCUUACUUUUAUAUCAAAAUGUUAAAAAAACGCUCUGAAAUUCACACGGUGUUUUCAGGCCAGUGGAAUGGCCAGACUUGGGAUAUCUUUUCACAAUGGUAAG
Molecule: messenger RNA, 685 nt
Organism: Penaeus monodon (black tiger shrimp)
Lineage: Eukaryota; Metazoa; Arthropoda; Malacostraca; Decapoda; Penaeidae
Source: RefSeq, a predicted model, not a curated record